UGGGCUCAGGGCAGGCCCGCCCACAGCCGCCAUGGCGUCUCAGCUCCGGCUCCGCUCAGCGCUGGCCCUGGUUACAGGUGCGGGCAGCGGCCUCGGCCGUGCGAUCAGCGUGCGGCUAGCGGCAGAGGGCGCCGCGGUGGCCGCCUGCGACCUGGACGGGGCCGCAGCGCAGGACACGGUGCGGCUGCUGGGAAGCCCGGGGAGCGAGGACGGGGCGCCGCGCGGGAAGCACGCUGCCUUCCAGGCGGACGUGUCUCAGGGCCCCGCAGCCCGACGCCUGCUGGAGCAAGUGCAGGCCUGCUUUUCUCGCCCGCCAUCUGUCGUUGUGUCCUGUGCGGGCAUCACACGCGAUGAGUUUCUGCUCCACAUGUCAGAAGAAGACUGGGACAGAGUCAUAGCUGUCAACCUCAAGGGCACCUUCCUAGUCACUCAGGCUGCAGCCCAGGCUUUGGUGUCCAGUGGCGGUCGUGGCUCCAUCAUCAACAUUAGUAGCAUCGUUGGAAAGGUGGGGAAUAUCGGACAAACAAAUUAUGCGUCCUCCAAAGCAGGAGUGAUUGGGCUCACCCAGACUGCAGCCCGGGAGCUUGGACGACAUGGAAUCCGAUGUAACUCAGUCCUCCCAGGGUUCAUUGCAACGCCCAUGACCCAGAAAAUGCCAGAGAAAGUGAAGGACAAGGUAACUGCAAUGAUUCCGUUGGGACACAUGGGGGACCCCGAGGAUGUGGCAGAUGUGGUUGCGUUCUUGGCAUCUGAAGACAGUGGAUACAUCACAGGGGCCUCCGUGGAAGUCAGUGGAGGUCUUUUCAUGUAACUGCCUGAUGGAAGCCGGACUCUGCUCACUGCUCACUCCCCCACCGCUGCCUGGCCUCCUGCUGAUGAGGACGCUAAGUUCCCAGGCUACAAAAGAGAUGGCAGUGUGUGGCUCAGGCGUGCUGAAUAUGGAAGGCAGGGGUGCUUGUGACCCUAAUAAAUUCCAAAUCCUCUUCCCUGCCA
Molecule: messenger RNA, 993 nt
Organism: Arvicanthis niloticus (Nile rat)
Lineage: Eukaryota; Metazoa; Chordata; Mammalia; Rodentia; Muridae
Gene: Hsd17b8
Product: hydroxysteroid 17-beta dehydrogenase 8
Biological process (GO): fatty acid biosynthetic process; estrogen biosynthetic process
Molecular function (GO): quinone binding; estradiol 17-beta-dehydrogenase [NAD(P)+] activity
Source: RefSeq, a predicted model, not a curated record